Messenger RNA from Drosophila persimilis, 792 nucleotides. RefSeq lists its product as uncharacterized. The transcript has a single exon. Lineage: Eukaryota; Metazoa; Arthropoda; Insecta; Diptera; Drosophilidae. The record is from RefSeq and is a predicted model, not a curated record. The coding region runs from base 1 to 621 and encodes 206 amino acids.
AUGGACCGAAGUUUGCUGAUUCUGUGCCUAUUUCUCUGCUGUGACAGCCUCAGUGGCUAUGAUGAAAUGGAAAAUAUUGUCCCCGAACGCUGUGUCUAUUUGAAAUCGCACGAGGAGAUCCUGCAGAGGAAAUGCUUGGGACAUUAUCCUCUGGUGGCGGUCACCAAGUUCCGGGACACGUUUAUAGAGGCUGGCGAACCGUUCGCUCUGUACAUGACAGACUCGCUGGACUACGUUCUGGUCCUAAUGAAGGAGUCGCCGCUGCAAAGCUGCGAGAGGAUGCGGUUCGUGGACGUGAAGAGCUUCAAAUGUCUGGACCAGGGCGAUACUGUUAACGACACGAUGCUCCUGGACAAAGCAGCCAUGUAUUGCUUCCCGUUCCACAUCCAGUUGCCCGACGAUCUCAUGCAGAUGUGCCUCAUGGAGAACGAAAUGAGCUCGGAUCUGCUCACAGAUGUGCUCAAAACAAAACGCGGUGUCAUCCACUAUUCCCUCGGCAAAGGUGGUGCCGAGCGCAUUGGCAUUGGCCUUGACAUUGGCAUUGGCAUUGGCGUUUGGCUUCGACUCCUGGCUCUCCCAUUGUCCAUCUCCAUGGCGUUGCUGGCGAUGCAGCGACUUUAAGGGCGGGCCCUGAUCCGGUCUCGAACAUAAUGCGACUCAUAAACUUUUAUGCUUCGACCAUAAAGAUUGAUCGGAGAGGGCGCUUGGGGAUCCCAAAAACCAAAAAAAGAACAAUUUAACCCAAAAAAAAUAUGAUGUGAAAACGACUGAACUGGAAUCUAGAUUAUUUAA